AUGUUGGUCGACUUGCCGUGGGAAGCUNUGGGCUGCAUUCUCCUCGUCGAUAGCUCGUCGACGGCGCUUCUCCCAGCGUUGCGCUGCGGGGUCUGUGGGAUCCUGGCGCUUCCCGCGCUCAGCCAUGGUGGUCGACUUGCCGUGGGAAGCUUUUUGGGGUGUUGUGGGUGCUGUCUAGGUGUGGUGUGAUGAAGGCAGCACGCGUGACCGGUGUCUGCUUCGGCUGCCCGGAAAAAGCGGGGCGUUUUUCCCCGGAACCGUGAAAGGACCAAGCCCCAAAAAAUCCCGGCUUCCUCUU
Ectocarpus sp. CCAP 1310/34 is the source of this 298-nucleotide messenger RNA. The record is from the annotation of a GenBank genome assembly. NCBI's taxonomy places the organism in Eukaryota, Phaeophyceae, Ectocarpales, Ectocarpaceae.